Molecule: messenger RNA, 1822 nt
Organism: Dendronephthya gigantea
Lineage: Eukaryota; Metazoa; Cnidaria; Anthozoa; Malacalcyonacea; Nephtheidae
Product: vesicle-trafficking protein SEC22b-like
Exons: 5
Coding region: 123-770 (215 amino acids)
Biological process (GO): retrograde vesicle-mediated transport, Golgi to endoplasmic reticulum; vesicle fusion with Golgi apparatus; endoplasmic reticulum to Golgi vesicle-mediated transport
Cellular component (GO): endoplasmic reticulum membrane; endoplasmic reticulum-Golgi intermediate compartment; Golgi membrane
Molecular function (GO): SNAP receptor activity
Source: RefSeq, a predicted model, not a curated record
CAACGAUUAUAAACAACAUAAACAAUGGCUGUCUGUUGGAGGAGUUAAAUACUAUUGCACAUUACACAGGGCAUUUAAAAACCUGGAUCUAUUUAUGUUUUUCUUGUUUUAAAGAUUCAAAAAUGGUGUUAAUGACAAUGAUUGGUCGGGCCAAGGACGGUCUGCCUUUGGCUGCUUCUAUGCAAGCAGAUGAACAAUCUGGGAGAGAGUUCCAAGAUUACCAAGCACAAGCAAAACAAAUUUUUAGAAAACUUAGUGAUCGCUCACCUGCUCGAUGCAACAUUGAAACUGGGAGUAUGAUGUUUCAUUAUAUUAUAGAAAAUGGUGUAUGCUACCUCACCCUUACAGAGAAAAUGUUUCCAAGCAGAUUAGCCUUUGGUUUUCUUGAAGAUAUAGCUAAAGAAUUUUGGAAGUUAAAUAGUUCCGAAAUCCCAACUGUUGUUCGACCGUAUUCAUUUAUUGAAUUUGAUAACUAUAUUCAAAAAACAAGAAAAAAUUUUAUGGAUUCCAGAUCUCGAAGAAAUAUAAAUAGACUUAAUGACGAGCUACAUGAUGUGCAAAGGAUCAUGGUACAAAAUAUAGACGAAGUUUUACAAAGAGGAGAAGCUUUGUCAGAGUUAGAUGACAAGGCUGGCAAACUGAAAUAUCAGUCUGGUAAAUACAAGUCUGACGCGCAGUAUUUAAAUUUACGAACUGCGUAUGCUAAAUAUGCAGCGGUUGCAAUUGUCAUAAUCAUUUUCAUAAUUUACGUUAGAUAUUGGUUGUUUUAAAAGUCUAUUUCUCUUCGUCACAAACCAGACCUAACAAUUGCCAAAAAGAUAUCGAUAAUAUUGAUUAGAUAUAUAUGUGAGUUGGAAUAGAUAAUACCAACACAUACCCUCAUGCAUGCAUGCAUAUAAUGUCAUUAUCAAUGUGACAUACUAGGUCUGAUACAGAUCUAGCACGAAUUUGUUACAAUAUUUUAAUUUGAAAUUGAGUUAUUUAGGUUAAGAACCAGUUCUUAACUUCAACUGCUGCACUUUUUGCAGUCAAAUUGUAGUUGAUUCCAAAUCCUUGAUUUCGAUUGGUCGAUUUUAGAAAACUUGACCAAAACUUCCGGAAAGUCACUGUUUCUCUUUUGGCAGCAAAUUUCUUACAAAUUUCUCAAAACGAAAAUUUCUUACAUGUGUACUUCUCUCCUAAACUUUCCAUGGAAUAGUUUCUUAAAAUGUCAGCUACUAAUUAUUUGUUUGUGCUGAUAAACAGAUUAAUUUAUUGUGAGAGUCAAAAGUCCGAGUGCUAUUUUCGACCGCUAUGCGGUAUAGAUUGAUGUUAGGCAUCUGAUCGCGCUUAUUCUGAAUUUCACUCGCAUUCACAAGGUGAUGUUAUUAACAACAGUAAUUCUAAAUCUCCUAUAAAUUAUGCUGAUUUUGGUUAUACAGCUAUACACGUAGAGAAAGAGACAGUGACAGAUUCGCUUUCAAUCAGUUUCACAAUCAAUGACAAGAUUUGGAAAAAACCGUUGUCCCAUAAAUGAGAAGGAGGUUUCGUGUGAAUGUAGGUAAACGUAUCUGGAAAUUCUUUCCGAUAGUUCGUCCACUACUGUAUAAAAGGAAAAAAACUUUUAUUCAAUGUAUAGCGGGCGGAUUAUCGUUCAUUAUUCGAUGACGUCACUUCUAACGUCACUACUAACGUCCAGUGUUUACUGAUCUAUAAAUAAACCUUCCUAACAUGAAUGAACCCAUUAUCAGAUACCUUGUCGUGGACAUCACGUCAAACCGUUAUUCACAAAAUUAUUGUAAACAAAUUUAUAGAAUUAUAUUAAAGUUAACGCAAUCUUUAA